Racocetra persica is the source of this 401-nucleotide messenger RNA. Lineage: Eukaryota; Fungi; Glomeromycota; Glomeromycetes; Diversisporales; Gigasporaceae. The record is from the annotation of a GenBank genome assembly.
AUGUUACGGCCAUCAGUUGAUGCCGAAGACAAACAACUUUACUAUCGAUGCUGUGCUUGUAGUUAUAAACAUUUGGCUGAAAAAGAUGAAUGUUUAGUCCGUUUCAGAGAAGUCAAGCCUCCAUCAAAAAAAGAUCAAAUCCGAUCCAACCUUGACACGUUGUAUUGUAGAUUGUAUGAAGUGUCAAACCAGGGCGGUGGCCGUGGAAGUACACGAAAGGAUUUCAACAAAGAUGAAUUUGAAUGUAAAACGAUUCAACGUCCAUCACGUUUAAUUAAGGCUAUGAUUUCCAAUAAAGAUGUAUUUGAAAGUAUGGAAAAUAUAGAUGAGAAUAUUGACCUUGAGCAGGAAACAGAUCUUGUUUCUCAGAAUCAAGAGGAAAACACCGCGGGUUGGGAUGA